Molecule: messenger RNA, 914 nt
Organism: Chara braunii
Lineage: Eukaryota; Viridiplantae; Streptophyta; Charophyceae; Charales; Characeae
Source: the annotation of a GenBank genome assembly
CCACGGCCAGAUUCAGCCAAAAGAACAUGCACGUGUGAACAUGGUCUGCGCGAUGGACGCGCCGGGCAUGACGGGCGCCAAGGAUCGGCCAUGGCGACGAAAGACAUGCGCACUGCUGGACUUUCUGAGAGACGAGCGAGACGACGAGGAGGAGGAGGAAGAGGACGAGGAGGAGUGUAAGGUGGAGGCAGAGGAGGAGGAGGAGGAAGAGGUGGAGGAGGAGGAGGUCAAGGGAGAGGAAGAGGAGGGGGAGGUCGAUGAAGAGGUGGAGGAGGAGGAGCUGGUUGAGGAGGAGGGGAAGGAGAUGGUCGAGGAGGAGGAGGAGGAGGAAGAGGAGGAGGAGGGGGAGGAGGAGGAAGAGGAGGAGGAGGGGGAGGAGGAGGAAGAGGAGGAGGAAUGGUCGAAGGUGAUAGAGGAGGAGGAGGAGGAGGAGGAGGAGGAGGAGGAAGAGGGAAGACGGUCGAGCGGGGGUCAACCCGUGAAGGGCAUAAUGCUCGAGGAGGAGGAGGAGAAAAGUGUGCGAGGAGGACCAGAGGCGGAGGAGGAGGAGGAGGAGGAUGAAGAGGAGAAAAGUGUGGAGGGGGGAAAAUACCAGAGGCGGAGGAGGGUGAGGAUGAAGAGGAGAAGGAGAGUAGAGGAGGAGGAGAAGGACCAGAGGCCUGGAGGAGGAGAAGGAGGAGGAGGAGGAGGUGGUGGAGAAAAGUGUGGAAGGAGAAGGACCAGAGGCGGAGGAGGAGGAGGAGGAGAAGGAGAGAAGCGGUGGACGAGGAGAGAAGAGGAGGCGGAGGAGAGAAGAAGAGGAGGAGGAGGAGGAGGAGGAGGAGGAGGGUGACGAAAAGUAUUUCCCGCCAAAAUAACAAAGAAAACCCUUUGGAUGAGAAAAAUGAAAGAAAGAACAAAUCGAAAAUCAUCUC